Molecule: messenger RNA, 5698 nt
Organism: Schizosaccharomyces japonicus yFS275
Lineage: Eukaryota; Fungi; Ascomycota; Schizosaccharomycetes; Schizosaccharomycetales; Schizosaccharomycetaceae
Product: P-type ATPase
Exons: 1
Coding region: 177-3977 (1266 amino acids)
Biological process (GO): phospholipid transport
Cellular component (GO): Golgi apparatus; membrane
Molecular function (GO): nucleotide binding; phosphatidylserine floppase activity; ATPase-coupled intramembrane lipid carrier activity
Source: RefSeq, a predicted model, not a curated record
CUUCCAGACACCACCACUCCCACAGAAAAAACAACAUUCUCAGCUACUGGCAGUCAUUGAUUUCCGUUUUUCGAACGUCUAACUGAGAAGUAAUCAGUUUUUUACUCUGUUGAGUUUUUCAAUUGAAAACUUUUGGCUACAUGCCCUUUCGUACUGUGUUAUUGCUUGGAUAGGCAAUGUUGAAAAACUCAGCUGAAGAUAGAAGGGUUUCGUUCAAUAAUCCGGAUAAUCGAUCUUCAGAACAUUUGAACCGUGAUGAAAGUGACAAUACGCGUUUAAACCCGUUUCUUGCAAGUGAUGACUUGGAAGAUGUGUUGGGUGAAGAUUUAGAUGAACCAACUCCACAUAGCUACAAGAGCAAGAAUCCAUUUCUGGAUGAUGAAUUGGAGAGGCUACAUUUGUCCACAGGUACUACUGGCCUUGGUUACGACCCAAAAGCAAGGUCGAGCUAUACUGAUGACAUUCCCUUAGAAACAUUAAGUCCCACGACACCGCGCCGUCCACUUUAUCGCAACAGACGCUCUGCAGGUAUACUUGUUACACUCCAUUCCUGGGUGGAUUACUGCCGUCGAGCACUCAAGAAAAACGAAGUUCCUGUAGAGAACUUGGGUCCUCGAGUCGUGUACAUAAAUGAUCCAGACGCAAAUGGGGUGCAAAAGUUCGCCUCUAACAAGGUAUCGACUUCCAAAUACAAUAUAGCCUCUUUCAUCCCACUUUUUCUUGCCGAACAAUUCUCAAAGUAUGCCAACCUCUUCUUUUUGUUAACAUCCAUCAUUCAACAAAUCCCCGGCGUUACACCUACAAACCGUUAUACUACUAUCGGUCCUUUGGCUGUUGUAUUGUUGGUCUCAGCCUUUAAGGAGGCAGUGGAAGAUUUAAAGCGAAAGAAUCAGGACAAGGAUAUGAACAAUGCAAAGGCUUAUGUGUUAGAAGGAACCACUUUUAUUGACAAAAGAUGGAGAGACAUCCGUGUUGGAGACAUUGUUCGUGUCACUUCCGAAACAAACUUCCCCGCUGAUAUCGUUUUGUUGGCUUCUUCUGAACCAGAAGGCUUGUGUUACAUUGAGACUGCCAACCUUGAUGGUGAAACAAAUCUCAAGGUGAAACAAGCACAUCCAGAAACCGCACACUUGGUGAAACCUGUUGAGGCUAGCCAAUUGCAGGGUACUCUGCGUUCCGAACAGCCAAAUAAUAGUCUUUAUACGUAUGAGGCGACUCUUCGGCUCUCAUCCAUCGAUCAUGAAAUUUCAAUCUCACCAGAUCAGUUAUUAUUGCGUGGUGCUCAAUUACGGAAUACUCCCUGGGUAUUUGGCAUUGUUGUAUUCACUGGUCAUGAAACAAAGCUUAUGAAGAACGCUACCAAGUCACCAAUGAAAAGAACUGCUGUUGAACAACGCGUCAAUGUCCAGAUUUUGUUUCUUUUCAGUGUUCUCAUUUUUCUCGCUUUAGCCUCCUCAUUGGGCUCCGUAAUUACAAAAGCUACAUACGGUUCCGCACUUUCAUACUUGCGUCUCAACGUCGGGCGCGCCGGAAACUUUUUUUUGGAAUUUCUAACUUUCUGGAUUCUGUAUUCAAACCUUGUUCCAAUCUCACUGUUCGUUACUCUUGAAGUCGUUCGCUAUUCGCAAGCACAGUUGAUUGGAAGCGAUUUGGAUUUGUACCACGAAGAAACUGAUACUCCUGCAGUAUGCAGAACUUCUUCUUUGGUUGAAGAGUUAGGCCAAGUCGGUCAUAUCUUCAGUGACAAGACAGGUACACUAACUUGCAAUCAGAUGCAAUUUCGACAGUGUUCAAUCGCCGGUAUCGCCUACGCAGAUACUGUGCCUGAAGACAGAUCAGCUUCUAACGAGGAACUCGAUGCCGAUAUGUAUAUUUAUAGCUUCAACGAUCUGUUAAACAACUUGAAAUCGUCAGCUGACAGUCAAGCUAUUCACAACUUUAUGUUAGUGCUUUCUAUAUGUCACACUGUUAUUCCCGAAAGAAAAGGAUCCAACACGACGAGUGAAGUUAAGUUUCAAGCCGCCUCCCCCGACGAGGGUGCCCUUGUUGAAGGUGCUGCGAAACUUGGUUAUGAGUUUUUUUCAAGAAAACCUCGAUCACUAAGCGUAAAAGUGCAGGGUGUGGAGCAGAAUUUUGAAUUGCUGAACAUUUGCGAAUUCAACUCAACACGAAAGAGAAUGUCGGUAGUUUUUCGUUGCCCAGAUAACAAAAUUCGUCUUUACAUCAAGGGCGCAGAUACAGUUAUUAUGGACAGACUUUCGCCCACGGACAAUCCACACGUCGAAAAGACGCUUCACCACUUGGAGGACUAUGCUACGACUGGUUUACGUACGCUAUGUAUUGCGAUGCGUGAGCUUGGAGAAAAGGAAUACGAAGAUUGGAAUGCCACAUAUGAAGAUGCAGCCACGAGCUUGGAUAACAGAGCUCAAAAACUUUCUGACGCCGCCGAGCUUAUUGAAAAGAAUCUCACUCUUCUCGGAGCCACGGCUAUUGAGGAUCGACUUCAGGACGGUGUUCCCGAGACCAUUUCUUCCUUGCAAACAGCGGGCAUUAAGAUGUGGGUCCUGACUGGCGAUCGUCAAGAAACUGCAAUUAAUAUCGGAAUGAGCUGUAAACUGAUUAAUGAGGAUAUGAAUUUGGUUAUCAUAAAUGAAUCCACGAAAGAGAAAACCACGGACAGUAUUCUCCAGAAGCUUUCUGCCAUUUACAGAGGACGCCAAAACACUGGCCAAAUCGAGCCAAUGGCUCUUGUUAUUGACGGAAAGUCUCUUGAGUAUGCUAUGGAGAAGAAUCUUGAACAACAUUUUUACGAGCUUGCCUGCGAAUGCAAAGCUGUAAUUUGCUGUCGCGUAUCUCCUUUACAGAAAGCUCUUGUCGUUCAACUCGUUAAAAGAAAUUCAAGUGAUAUCCUUCUUGCCAUUGGUGAUGGUGCAAACGAUGUCUCUAUGAUCCAAGCAGCCCAUAUUGGCGUUGGUAUUAGUGGUAUGGAAGGACUUCAAGCCGUUCGUAGCUCAGACUUUGCGAUCGCUCAAUUUCGGUAUUUGCGCAAAUUGCUCCUGGUUCAUGGUUCAUGGAGUUAUCAAAGAUUGAGCAAGCUUAUUCUUUACUCAUACUAUAAGAACAUCUCUCUUUACAUGACUCAGUUUUGGUUUGCUUUCCAAAAUGGUUUCUCUGGAUCUGCGAUUUACGAAUCAUGGUCCAUUUCGCUUUACAACGUUCUCUUCACGGUACUUCCUCCCCUUGUGAUUGGUAUUUUUGACCAGUUUGUGAGCGCACCAUUGUUGGAUCGAUACCCACAGCUUUACCAUUUGGGACAAACGGGUUCCUUGUUCAAUUCAAAGAACUUCUGUUCUUGGAUUGCAAAUGGAUUCUAUCAUUCCCUUUUGCUUUUCUUCAUGACGGAGGCCGUCUUCUUAUUCGAUGGACCAAACGCGAAUGGUUACACAUCUGGACAUUGGGUUUGGGGCACAACACUUUACGGUGUUGUUCUCUUCACUGUUCUUGGUAAGGCAGCGUUAGCUACAAACAUCUGGACAAAGUACACAUACAUUGCCAUCCCAGGAUCUUUCAUUCUCUGGCUUGUGUUCCUGCCUAUCUAUUCUACUGUAGCGCCAGCAAUUGGGUUCUCAAAAGAAUAUUAUGGAAUUAUUCCUCACCUGUAUGGAAAUCUCAAGUUUUGGUUGGCACUGAUACUUUUCCCUUUGACUGCAUUACUUCGUGAUCUAAUUUGGAAAUAUUAUACGAGAAUGUAUGCACCAGAGCAAUAUCACCAUGUUCAGGAAAUCCAAAAAUACAAUGUGGCUGAUUACCGACCUCGUAUGGAACAAUUCCAAAAAGCAAUCCGCAAAAUCAGACAAAUGCAGCGGAUGCGCAAGCAACGUGGUUACGCCUUUUCCCAAGCAGAUGAGGGUCAAGAUCGUGUUGUUAGAGCAUAUGAUACUACUAGAGACAGAGGUGCAUAUGGAGAAAUGCGCUAGAACUCUGUAUGUAACAACUGAUUAUGAUUUCAUUUUAACGAAUUGAUUUAAAGCAUAAUGAAGCAUUCGUUCCCCCAAAUCCAAGGCUGUUAGACAAAGCGACAUUCACCUUUUUUUCCUGCGGGUUAUUUGGAACAUAGUUACACUGCAAGUGUUCAGGCAAGUCAGUCUUAUUGAGGUUCAGAGUGGGCGGCAUUACAUUCUGUACAAGUUAGUAAACUUUAAGGAACUUUUUCGCAUAUCAUCACAUACAUUAUAAAUGGAGAGAACUGUGAACACAGCUUCAACGGCGCCGGCAGCACCAAGUAAAUGACCAGUGGCACCUUUUGUACUGGAAACGGCAAGCGAAGAAGGAAGCCGACCAACACCUGCUAACAGUCUGCAAAUGGCACUGUUUUCAGCAGCAUCACCAAGUUUUGUCGAAGUUGCGUGCGCGUUUAUAUAAUCCAAGUUCUGCACAGAUUGACCGCCUCGAUCCAUCGCGCGUUUCAUUGCCAGGUAUGCGGCAUCACCGUUCGGGUUAGGAGCUGUAAUAUGGUAGGUGUCUGAAGACAAACCAUAUCCGACGAGCUCUGCAUAGAUUCUGGCGCCGCGUUUCUUCGCAUGCUCAAGUUCUUCCAAUACAACAGCGCCUGCUCCCUCGGCCAUAACGAAUCCACAGCGUUUCUCGUCAAAAGGACGUGAUGAUUCUGCUGGCCUAUCAUUAAACGCAGUGGCCAGACUCUUUGCUUUGGCAAAUCCUGCCAUGGAAAGUGGAUGAACACUGGCCUCUGAACCUCCAGCAACAGCUACAUUUGCAUGGCCUAAUUGUAUGAAUUGAAAAGCAUCACCAAUCGAGUGUGUUCCCGUAGCACAAGCCGUACUUGCUGUGUGAUUGAAAGCUGUGAAUCCAUGCAUUCUGGAGAUAUAACCCGCUGUCAUGUUUAAAAGUGUCUUUGUAAUGAGCUUUGGAGAAACCCUUCGAGCACCCUUUGUCAUCAUAAUUUGCAUCUGUUCCACGAGUUCGUCUACAUUUCCAAUACCGGCUCCGAAACAUACACCCUAUUGGUGAACAUUUGUUAGCGAUGAAUUUCUAGGCAACAGGCAAUAUCUUUCCUUACAUACCGUUUCAUUCUUAGCAUCGUCCGAAAGAUGCCCGUCCCAUCCAGCAUCGCAUAGGGCUUCUUCGGCCGCUUCAAUCCCCAUAUGCGUGAAAAUAGACAUAUCACGAGCAAUCACAGAGUCAAUUCUUCCGUACGUAUUCCAUUCACCGUCCUUUUCUCCCCGAGGAACAAUGCCUGCAACUUUGCUUGGAACAUCUUGGUACCGUUUGUCGGACGCUAACGAAAUGAUGCCUGAUUUCCCCUCCAGCAAUCGUGUCCAAUUCACUGUUUUUCCAUAUCCUAAAGGCGUCAAUAAGCCCACUCCAGUAAUGGCAACACGUCUCAUGUUCUGCUCUAUAUGAAGUCUCCUUGUAACCACAGGUUCGUACUGACAAUGCUUAAAGACGUUAUGUUAAACGGGCCGAGUGUCGUCUAAAGAAUGAAACUUUUAAUGCACUAUCGUUAGGUGGUUUUUCUUCGUUUGGAAAAUUUCUUUCUAAUUCAGACGCUAAUUCAAUUAAUAAGAUGAACAAUUUUUGAGUAAAAGCUUCUCAAUCUGUAUUCCGAACAACGCAUGUGCAAUUUUCUAAGCACCGUUGAUACGAUUUCACUUUUUAACGAUGAGUAACGGUAGAAUUU